This is a messenger RNA of Serinus canaria (Common canary), 1270 nucleotides long. RefSeq names its product forkhead box L2 (gene FOXL2). Gene Ontology annotation, biological process: anatomical structure morphogenesis; regulation of transcription by RNA polymerase II; cell differentiation. Bases 1 to 924 code for a protein of 307 amino acids. The transcript has a single exon. The record is from RefSeq and is a predicted model, not a curated record. Gene Ontology annotation, molecular function: DNA-binding transcription factor activity, RNA polymerase II-specific; RNA polymerase II cis-regulatory region sequence-specific DNA binding. NCBI's taxonomy places the organism in Eukaryota, Metazoa, Chordata, Aves, Passeriformes, Fringillidae.
AUGAUGAGCAACUACCCAGACGGCGAGGAGGACACGGUGGCGCUGCUGGCGCAUGACACCGGCGGCAGCAAGGAGCCGGAUCGGGGCAAGGAGGAGCUGAGCGCGGACAAGGGCCCCGAGAAGCCGGACCCCUCGCAGAAGCCCCCCUAUUCCUACGUGGCCCUGAUCGCCAUGGCCAUUCGGGAGAGUGCGGAGAAGAGGCUUACGCUGUCUGGGAUCUACCAGUACAUCAUCAGCAAGUUUCCUUUCUACGAGAAGAACAAGAAAGGCUGGCAGAACAGCAUCCGCCACAACCUCAGCCUCAACGAGUGCUUCAUCAAGGUGCCCCGGGAGGGCGGCGGCGAGCGCAAGGGCAACUACUGGACCCUGGACCCCGCCUGCGAGGACAUGUUCGAGAAGGGCAACUACCGCAGAAGACGAAGGAUGAAACGGCCUUUCCGGCCCCCUCCGACCCACUUCCAGCCGGGCAAGACCCUCUUCAGCCCCGACAGCUACGGCUACCUGUCCCCGCCCAAGUACUUGCAGUCCACCUUCAUGAACAACUCGUGGCCGCUGGCGCAGCCCCCCGCGCCCAUGCCCUACACGUCCUGCCAGAUGUCUGGUGGGAACGUCAGCCCCGUCAAUGUGAAAGGACUCUCGGGCCCGGCGUCCUACAGCCCCUACUCGCGGGUGCAGAGCAUGGCGCUGCCCAGCAUGGUGAACUCCUACAACGGCGUGGGCCACCACCACCACCACCACCCGCACGCCCACCACCCCCAGCAGCUCAGCCCGGCCAGCUCCGCGCCGCCUGCGGCCCCGGCGGCAAACGGAGCCGGCCUCCAGUUUGCCUGCGCCCGCCAGCCCGCCGAGCUGUCCAUGAUGCACUGUUCUUACUGGGAGCACGACAGCAAACACAGCGCCCUGCACUCCCGCAUAGACAUCUAGGGAGGCUCCGGCCAGCGCCGUCACAGCAAUGCACCGGCCCCGCUGCCCCUCUGCUACCCCGCCGCGUUCCACUGCGCUCCGCGUCUCUCCUCCUCGUCUCUAGUCACGGACUUCCCUCUCCCUGUGCCCAAACUCUCGCGGUGGGGAAAUAGCAGCUUUGCCCCGCGCGUAGUGUCAGUGUAGGACCGUCCCUCCAUGAGAAGAAAGCAGUGUAAGUGUGGGGUUCCCCGCGGGGCUGCGCCGGGCAGCGGCGGCCGGGCCGCCUCUCCAGGCGAGCGGGGAUUCACCGGGAGUUUCUCUGCUCUGUGUGUGUUUGUGAGUUGUUGGGUUCGGCGGGGUUUUUUUG